AUGGCUCUGCAGAACCUGGUGUUUGUGGUGGAUGUGGAUUAUGGAGAGCAGAGCACAGAGGAGCUCACGCAGAGGAAGGCAGUGUUAAAGAGGGGACUGCUCCAAAUACUGCUGCAGCUGGGAUACAGGUUUGGGUUUGAGAAGGUGCGUUGGGGGUACAAGUUGUUCAGCUCGGGCUCGGGUCGCAGCUCCGGUCUCAUCUCCAGAACGUCUGACUUCAAAGAACUGCGUCUCAAAGCGUUCGAGGACUUUGAGGCCGAGCUGGACAGUCGGAGUGCACUGACGUCACAGAGGAAGAGUCUCAGCAGCGCCACAAGCUGUGUCCAGAACGUAUUGAAGGAGACUCUGCUGGACUUCCAAUGGGACCGGCCAGACAUAACGUCCCCCACCAAACCCAGCACCCGAGGGGGGAGACGAGGAGAAGAGCUGGAGGACCCUACCAGCAACGGUGAGGGGAGGAACCUGGUGUUUGUGUUCAGCCAGUGCCCGCGCUCACGUACUCAGCUGCUGGAGUACCUCGGUCUUCCUGCAGGAGACGCAGACGAGUCAGAAAGACUCCUGUCCAACAGAGUGAGGGACAUGAUGAAGGAGAAACGCGUUACUCUUCACUGGAUCGAUACCAGGCCAUAUCAACAGGUGUUGCAGUGUCAGGACCAGUGUGGUGCAGAUGCUAUGUCUCUCCUCCUCUCUCCUCUAGGGGGCAGACUGCUCCCUCUGUCCUCUAUCUUAGACCUGUCACACUCUGGCUCUGAGCUCAGUCCAUGGUUCAGUUCAGUCUGGGGCUUUGUCCUCAGUCCAGAGACACAAUACAGACGAGGGUUCCCCCAGAGAGAAGCUGCCGUGUGCUGGGAGAGAGAUGGUGUAGUGUGGCGCAGUGUCCUGCAGGCGGAGGCAGUGAGCCGCUCCCAGAGGCCUCUGUCUGUGUGCACUGAGGUCCGUCUGAAGGCCGUGAUCCAAGACCAGACCCAGACCUGGCUUCAGUCCGGACCGCAGGGCUCUGAGGUCUAUGUUGUCCACAGUCCAGAUCAGGACUGGUUCAGAGAUGCUCUAAAGGAGAUGAAGGACAAACGCCUCCGUCUGUUUGCUGACGUGUUGGAGGACGGCCUCACUCGCUCCUCUCUCCUCACUCCCCUCUCCCAUAACUCUGCUCUGCUUUACCUGCUCCCACACUGUGCCCUGGAGGACACAAGGAUCUCCUGUACCUCUGCUCCUCCACACUGUCCCCUGGAGGACACAGGGAUCUCCUGUACCUCUGCUCCUCCUCCACACUGUCCCCUGGAGGAUACGGGGAUCUCCUGUACCCCUGUUCCUCCUCUACACUUUUCCCUGGAGGACACAGGGCUGCCCGAGGUGGUGAACAGUGUGCUGGGGGUGGUCUAUAACAUGAUGGAGGAAGAGGAGCAGACCCCAGUGUGGGCUCAGCAGGAGGCUCAGCAUGAGCUCGGGUCCUCAACCGUCACAGCAGGAUGUGUCCACAGCUGGUUUCCUCACAGCGACAGCAGAGGAGUCAGUGCUAACCUCAUGGAGAGCAUCAGGUUGAUCCAUGCAGUUCCAGAGGACGUCUCCAGGGGGAGUGAAGAGCAGGAGUUUCUGACCGACCUGAAGGAGAUGUACAAGAGCAGCAGCGGCAUCCGCACACAGCGCAAACGUGGCGGUCACAGGACUCUGCUCAAACAGAAGAUGAAAACUAUGAGUCGAUCUUUGCAGAUGUUAAACGCAGCACGCCUCAAUGUCAAAGCUCAGAAAACACAGUGUGAUCCAGAGCCGAGCGCCACGGAGAAACUGAGGAGGAAGGACCGCGAAAGGAGAGAGGAGAGAGCCCCGUGUUUCUCGUCGGAGGCCGAGCUGCUGCAGUAUCUGAAGGAAACUUACAGUAAAACAGUUUCAGACCUGAGUCUGAGCUCUGGACUCUCACUGCUGCUGUCGUCUGUGAGGGGCCACCUGGGGAAGGGCUCUGAGGUCAAUCAGAGCACUCUGCUGCAGUCCCACCUGGUGAAGAGCAGUCAGUCCAUCCGUCUGCAGUACAGCUCUGCUGCCAACCCUGAGGAAAAGAUCAGAGAGUGCCAGCUGCAGGCCCUCCUGAGGUUGGAGAUGUGUCGUCUUGUCUCUUCUGUCCAAUCACAGGCUGUGGAUUGUGAGCUCAUGGCUGAGGAGGUGGCCGAGAUGUUGAGGAUCAUCUCUGUGACCAAAGACCCAGUGUUCCUCAGAGGAUUCCUGCAGGACCAUGUGCUGCUGCCGUUGUUCCUGACCUCCAUCCCUGGAGUCCUGGCUGACCUGUACCAUGCUCUGGGCACUCAGCUCCCAGAAUGCCUAGCGGCACACCUGCCCACAGACUUCUUCAGUGAUGAGUCUGUGUCCAAAGAUUUCCCCUCAGAAGAUUCCAGCGCUCCAGCUUCAAACAGAGAUGGAGGUCUGCAGGGACUGAGGGAGAAGUCUGCGGCUCACAGGAGGAGCGGGAUGUUGACGCGUCACCGAAGUCUGACGGAGAGCUCCCAGAGACAGAUUGAGGUCACGCUGCCCAAGAGGAGAGGCCCCGCUGUGGUGAAGUCCAGGCCCAGUGAGAAGCCUGCAGAAGUGUCCAUACCCCAGAGCAGUGAGGAGCCCCAGGGUGCACAGGAGGUGACCAAAGUGCGCCGGAACCUCUUCAUGCAGGAAAGUACGUCUCCGUCCAAGAGACAGAAGCUCCCACGCAGCCGCAGUGUGUCUGCGCUGGAGGGUCUGAAGCGCAAACGCAGCCACUCUGACGAGCGUCAUAAACUACUGACGAAGAAGGUGUGUGAGACGCCGCUGCACAAACAGGUGUCAGGCAGACUCCUGCUGCGGCAAAGGAUGGGGAGGAGGUCCACCACGACAGACGAAAGCAUCAUCGAGGAGUCUCCAGUCAAACCCACUGAAGAUCUUCGCAGGAGUCCUCGUCUGAAGCAGUUUUCUCGGCGUCACUCGUUCUACUCCAGCUCGCAGCCGCUUGUCACUAUAGAGGAGCUGAAUGUGAGCUCUGUGCGGUCUCCCAUCCGGCUGCUGUUUGGAGCCACGCGAAGCCCCCACAGAACCAGGACCUCCUCCAACUCCAGCGUCUUCCAGAGUCCAAACAGAACUCCCACCAAGUCCCCUGGUCGCCGCAGUGUUUCCGGAACUCCCAAAACACCCUUGUCUUCACAAAUGACGGGGAACAGUCCUUUCAAAUCCCCCAAGAGCCCCUUCAGAGCGCCGCUGGUUUGUGAGACCCCCGAGAAGAGCAGUCCACUCAAGAGUAUUCUGAAGACGCCAGUCAAGCACCUCCACACACCCAAGAAGACCGUGACCUGGUCUCCGCUCCCGCAGGCCGCCCAGAGCCUGCACUUCACAGACCCCCUGGAGUCUCCAAAGCUUCACGCCUUUACUCUCAAAACUCCAGACAAGUUUGGAUACCGCGUCAAAGUGUUGAAGACUCCGGACAAGCUGCCAAAGGACGUUUUCGCUUGUCAAGUGAGUCUGGAGAAACUGGAGGAAGAUUCUCCCAAGAACAGAACCGUGGGAACGCCGCCUUCACUCAAGAAGAACGUCCGAUUCAGUCCCAAACUUCAGAACGAGGGAACGCUGCCUGGAAAAGCUCCGCAAACGAGGGGGAGGAACUGGAGCUCUCGUCAGCAGAAGGACCCAGAGAGUGUUGCAUGUUUUCGAAGUCAGAAGUCGCCCACACAAAGGCGUACUGAAGGAAAUAGCCCCAAACUGAACUUGCCAUCUUCAGAAGAGUUUUCACCGCCACAAAUGAGAAUCACGAGAAGAGACACCGCUCUGAACUGUGCCGACGAAGACUUAAAAGGGAGAAAGACAAAGCGGGAAUUAAGAUCCAGCAACGACUUGGAUCGUUUGAAAGAAAUAGGUUCUAGAAACGGGACUGUUCCGAUAUCAACACGAAGUUUACGGUCACGGCCCAAUGACGGUCUCUGCGACUGUAACUCUGAGCAGACCAAACGCUCAACUACUAACACUGGAGCUGAAGACCUGGAGCUGGCAGAUGAUUUAAAAGAAGAUUCAUUAAAACAAAGAAAAAACAAAUCAGUGUCUGCAUAUGAGCAGAGCCAACUGAUAACGAGAACUCAAACUCUUUCUGAUGAUUUGAAUCAAAGAGAGGAGGAAAUGUCACCUAAGGCUAAUGGGAAACGGCAAGACUCAUAUGGGAGUGUUUUGAACCUGAAGAGUGGAGAUUUAGGGCUUGAACAACAAUCCAUUUUGAGGAAUAGGAGGACUAGUUCAGCUCCACCAGAAAACUAUGAGAAUUCGGCAAAUUCUCAAGAGAGCUCGAGCCAGGAGGAUUCCCAAGCAAGUCAGAAAUCUGAAGACAAAUUUCAGACAGAAAGCUCCAAACACACUUCUACAGACGACGACAGCGUGGAGAUUGUGAACGCAGCCGUGGUCAAAGCGCAGGGCCUCAAAAUGAAUAUUAGUUUCUCGCGAAAACCAUCAAACACAGGCGAACUCUCGGAUACAGACGAUCUCUCGGACCACACACUGCCUCCGAGAAACUACGGUUUCCGCCAGACUCCGGACCGCCGUCAGCGCGAGGCGGCAGUGCGUCUGGGUUACGCCACAGAGUUCCCCACACGCUCCUGGACACCGCGCACAGGCCGCAAACAAGCUGCCGUACUGACGUACGAGGUGCAGAUGGAGAUGCAGACUUCAGGGGUUCCCAAAUUGAGGUUCAAACGCACGGACUCCGACGCGGCAAGUUCUGCUGCGCCAAGGAAGAGCAUGUCUCCGUCGGUCUGCACACACAGAACUCCAGCAAAGAGGAACGAGCCGACGCAGACGUUCAUCUGUCAAUCGUACACGAGCUCAGACACGCCCACUCCGUGCUUGGACACGCCCACUCGGACACAGCGCUCGCCCGUUGCCACCGCAGACACAUUUGCGCUCACCCCUUCGCCACAGAGUGCAGGGAAACACACACCAGAUCUGAACAGCUGGCCGCGCAAAAAGAGGGUUGCAGUGCAGCGGCCAGGACCCAAGAAGAUGGAGGAGGCGCAGUGCUGCAGGUCACAGGACGACCAAGUGGAGGUGUUGCAGUGCGAACUGGGAGUGGGCAGACUGCAGGAGCCAGAGGAGGAGCAGAGGAAGUCCCCCGAGCUCCUGUGGGCGGAGUGUAUGGAGGACGAUGCGUUUGUGAGUAAAGACACAGCUGAGACUCCUCCAAGCUCCAGGAAGAGGAAACCAGUGACCGUCAGUGGGAUUCUUGCUCUGACCAGCUCCCCCCUGCUAUUCAAGACAUCUGCCACCAGAGGGAGCACCCCCAGAGGGACAGGACACUCUGGGAACGUGUUUGACCCGGACAUCUCUCCCUUCGGAAAGCCUCUCAGUCGUGCGUCGACCAAAACUCACCGCCGCAAGAAACUUCUGCCUUAA
Knipowitschia caucasica is the source of this 5382-nucleotide messenger RNA. The record is from the annotation of a GenBank genome assembly. Lineage: Eukaryota; Metazoa; Chordata; Actinopteri; Gobiiformes; Gobiidae.